Molecule: messenger RNA, 1311 nt
Organism: Colletotrichum higginsianum IMI 349063
Lineage: Eukaryota; Fungi; Ascomycota; Sordariomycetes; Glomerellales; Glomerellaceae
Product: Membrane transporter
Exons: 3
Coding region: 1-1311 (436 amino acids)
Biological process (GO): transmembrane transport
Cellular component (GO): endoplasmic reticulum; membrane
Source: RefSeq, a predicted model, not a curated record
AUGUCAGACAGCACAGCAGAGAGCAUUCUCGUCCCCUUCCUCGGGGCAUUCCAGGCCUCCUUAUCCGUCCUGCUGACCAUAUCUGCCGGAGUCAUCGCCGCGCAGUUCGGCCUCCUUGACGAUGCCAGCAGCAAGAAGUUGUCCACCUUCUGCGUUCGCCUGGCCCUCCCCGCCCUCCUCAUCACAAAUGUUGGGUCCCAGCUUGACCUUGAGACUGCAGUUCGGUAUGUCCCAAUCGUCAUUUGGGCCAUCUUCUACACUGUCGUCUCCAUCGGCAUCGGCUUCAUUCUCACAAAGGUCUUCGGCAUGCCCGACUGGGUCAUUCCGGCCAUCGCCUUCAACAACACAACCAGCCUGCCUCUCUUGCUCGUUCAGUCUCUGGAUGCCACGGGAAUUCUCAGUUCCAUUGAUGACUCUUCUGGGGUAGUUACCAAGGCAAAGAGUUUCUUCCUGGUCAAUGCCAUGGUUGGAAACUCCCUGACAUUUGCUUUGGGGCCAAGACUCCUCAACGGCCAAGAAGAGGAGGCCCCUGACAAAGUCGAAGGCGACGACGAGGGCGACGACGAUACAGUUGGCGAGGAUGAUCUCGAGUCCCAGGAGCAAGACGCAGUCGAGAGGAACGAACAGACUUCGCUUCUCCCCAAGCCGGCCGCUGCGAAAGGUACCCGCGUUGGAUAUUUCGCCUAUGGAAAGGGCAGCAAGUACUGGUCGUCCCUGUCGCCCACAACCCGCUCCAUUCUCGCUAUGAUGUACAGUUUUGUCAACGCACCCGUCAUCGGCGCCCUCCUCGGAGCCUUCAUCGGCCUCGUCCCCGCCCUCCACCGCCUGUUCUUCAACGAGCCCGAGGAAGGUGGCUACCUCAACGCGUGGCUUACAUCCUCCAUCAAGAACGUGGGCGAGCUGUUCGCCGUGCUCCAAGUCAUCGUCGUCGGCGUGAAGCUUUCCAAGGCCAUCUUGCAGUAUAAGAACGGAAACGACUCCAAGGAGAGCAGGGUCCCCCUGGUGCCGUUCCUGGCCGUCACUUUUGUGAGGUUCAUCCUGUGGCCAGUCAUUUCUAUAGGCGUCAUAUACGUCCUGGCCAGCCGAACGAACGUGGUGACCCAGGACCCACUGCUGUGGUUCUGCUUGAUGCUCAUGCCCACUGGCCCCCCAGCCAUGAAGCUUUCUGCGCUGGCCGAUUGCGAGGACUCGGAGGAGUCGCAGAAGAUGCUGAUUGCCAAGUUUUUGACCAUUUCGUACAUAAUAUCCCCUUUGAUUUGCUUUGCUGUUGUCGGUGCCUUGAAGGCAAGCGAAGCCGUGACCGGGAAAUAG